AUGUAUUACCUACGCCGCAUCACUAUCCUCGUCGCCGUGCUGGCCUCUGUCUCAUUCACGGCAUGGUUCCUGCCUCGAUACCUCAACCCGAACCCCCCCGACCCUGUCAAGCAGCGCGAGGAUAGGAGAUGGGUUAGCAGCAGUCCCUACUGGCUCGAUCGCCAGGCCUGCCGAUGGCUGAGUCUAUGCGGCGUGCAUCACCUCUCAUGGGACCCCGCCUCACUCUUCCCUUACAAGAACGACUCCGACACAGGCGAGUUGCGCCUCGAGCUGAGGUCUCUCGAUGGACGACACUCCGGCUGGGAGACGGCACCCCAGAAGCGGUCGCCGCGGGAUGACAAGGAGGAGAGGAGGAAGAUCUUGAAAGAGAUUCCUGAUUACGUUCUCGAGUAUGCGCCGCUCGUUCACCUCUACUCGGGCGAGAACUUUUGGCCCUCCGACAUCGCAGAACACAUUCGGCACAUGACGCCCUACCUGGAGCAGGAAGCCCUGAACCGGUCCCUCGUUCUGUCGGACCUGCACGCACUCAACAAGGAAGAUGGCAUGGUCUACCUCACUAGCGAUGACGAUGUCGAGCAGAGACCUGAGUGGCUGCACAGCCACGUUGGCAUCCCCGAACCUUGGAACGAAGAGGGUGACGACGACGAAGGGAAGGACGGCAACGACAACAACGAUCGCCCGGUGGGGGACUCUGACCGUCCGCGACCUCCCACAGAAGACACGACGUGGUUUGACGUAUCUCGCGACCAUCCCGUUCAACGCAUUUCAGACCCUCGUCGCCUUGCUCCACAAUUCGCUCCCUCCGCUCGCACCGGCCGCGGCUUCCAUCUCCGUCGCCGAGACCAGGGCCAGAAGCCGAUUCCUGACACGCCCACCCACAAACCCAACCAGGAAGGCUAUUCCAAGGCCCCCGCCGUCCUCGUUCUCGUUGACAAGGGCUCCGGCAUCGUUGACGCAUUCUGGUUCUUUUUCUACUCGUACAACCUGGGCCAGACCGUCUUGACAAUCCGGUUCGGCAACCACGUCGGCGAUUGGGAGCACUGCAUGAUGCGCUUCGAGAACGGCGAGCCUCGUGGUAUCUUCUUCUCCGAACACGAGGGCGGCCAGGCGUACACGUACAACGCCGUCGAGAAGCGGGGUGUGCGCCCAGUCAUUUACUCCGCCGUCGGCUCUCACGCCAUGUACGCCCAGGCCGGUGACCACCCCUACGUGCUGCCCUUCAGUAUGUUGAAGGAUGUCACCGACAAGGGUCCCCUCUGGGACCCGGCUAAGAACGCCUACUCAUACUGGUACGAUUACGUCCAGGACAUGGACGAGGACCUCGAUCUGGACCUCGACGACAAGGUCGACGUUGCCAGUGGCCACCGGAAGGACGACCCCGCCAGCCUGGUUCCCACUGCCGAGAACCCCGACGCGCCGACAUCGUGGUUCCACUAUGCCGGGCCUUGGGGCGACAAGCUCUACAGCCUUGCCGAUAUGCGCCAGUGGCGCCUCUUCGCCCAGUAUCACUACGUAUCCGGGCCACUGGGGCCCAAGUUCAAGCGCCUCGAUCGCGAGAAGCUCUGCAUCACCAGCCGCUGCCGCAUCCUCGACAGCCUGAAGCCCGGGCAGACGUGGUACAGUUAG
Molecule: messenger RNA, 1626 nt
Organism: Colletotrichum higginsianum IMI 349063
Lineage: Eukaryota; Fungi; Ascomycota; Sordariomycetes; Glomerellales; Glomerellaceae
Product: Vacuolar protein sorting-associated protein
Exons: 1
Coding region: 1-1626 (541 amino acids)
Source: RefSeq, a predicted model, not a curated record